Messenger RNA from Paramuricea clavata, 2027 nucleotides. Lineage: Eukaryota; Metazoa; Cnidaria; Anthozoa; Malacalcyonacea; Plexauridae. The record is from the annotation of a GenBank genome assembly.
GGAGUUUUUUAUUGCAACCAUGUUUCAUGUUUCACUCAAGAUGGGUUGGCAUAUAUCGCCAACAACCUUGAUAUACAUUAUGAAGUUCUUGACAACUUGGAAAGUGCGGAAACCUAUAGAUCUAGACUGACUCUCACCAACAGAGGAACUAAAGAGAUACGACACGGACCUUGGGCUAUAUAUUUCAACUUUAUUCGUUUGAUUGAACCUAAACAUUUACUGGAAAAUCCAAGUCGAUAUAUUAUACCGAAUGUUGGGAUGAAAUUUGUUCAUAUUACUGGGUCACUUUUUAAACUGGAACCUGUACAAGGUCAGUAUUUCAUUUCGUAUUUGCACAAAUGCUGAAACUUGUUUGCGAAAGGAGUGGCAAGUAUUAUAUGGCUCAUUAAAGCUCACUGUAUAUGUAGUAAGGAAUAGUCAGAUUAGGGCUGUGCUCUGUCUGCCCACCUAUCAUCUGUAAUUGAGUGAUAAAGUCAUUAAAACAAAACAAACAAAACGAAAAAGUCAGCGAGUCCUACACAUCGAAGCUGCAUGCAAUUUAAAUAUAUUUAUUAAAAUAAUUUGCAUUUUGGUCUUUAGAUUUUGGUCUUUGAAUUUAGAUAUUGUUAGCGACUUCGUUCCUAGGAAAUUUAGGCGUGCAGAAUCCAAAAUGUUUAGAACAAAAAUUUCGUCGUGUAAACACAAUCGACCGACCAAAAAGCCUCCCAAAAUGACUGUCGUAUAAACGAGCCUUAUAUAUUUGUAAUAUUAUAUUCUUUACCGCCCCACUUGGAAAGAAGCUUCAGUUGAAGGACUUGAAGGGGCCAGCACAGUCAAAUAAAGUGUUAUCAUAUCAUAUCCUAUCCUAUCCUGUUCUAUCCUAUCGUCUAUUAAGGAGGCUCCCUACAGUUUUAAUUAACGUUAUAGCGCACAACUUUGCUUUUAGGCCCAUUGUUUCCGUAGUUUGCAAAAUAUGAUUGACUGCGGAUGUAAAAGAAUGAGUCACUGGUGAUUACCGUUACAGAUAUAUCUAUAUAUUUCUACGCAAUACACCCUUUCGAUAAUUACGUCAUUUGGUCUUGGAGCCUCGCUCUAAUGAAUCGUGAGCCAAUCACCUUGCGUAAAUUACUAAUGAGAGCAAGGCUCCAAGACCAAAAAGUAUGUGUGACGUAAUUAUCGAAAGGGUGUAUUAUCAUAUAAGAGGAUAGUUAUACACUUUAAUUAUAGACGUGUCACUUUUCUGUUUUUUUUGCUUUGUUUUUGUGGACUGAAACAUUUUGCGAAAUAAUCGUGAUGAAAAGCAAAGAAUAACAUUGAUCGCCAAACAACUCGGAACAUGAUCUGUUUUUAUUAUAUAUCUUGCAUUUAUUUGUUUUCCAAGGUUUCCGAGCACUCUCAUUUGGUAAAAAUCUGUCUUUCGAUUUCGACUCUCAAUACUUCUCUGUUGCAAGGACGGAUGUAAUGGCUAACUGGUAUAUUGCGUCUGAGGGUCUCAAGGCUGUGAAUGUUAAAAUGACGUCUGGCGAAGAUCUGAAAUUUGUCGGGAAGUUUGAUACGAAGGAAAAAUGGAAGCGAACUAAAGACGAUAAGUAUAAUCCAUUUACACCAGCAGAGCGUUUGAAACAAAUUGAGGUGGAAACAAAGAAACCUGAACCUGGGUCAAUAAUACCAACUCCUGUUGAAAUGAAGGUAGAAAGUGGAAAAUAUGUGAACAUUAAUGACUGGGUGAUUGCUACAUCAGCAGAAUAUGAGAAUGAAGCCAAGUAUCUUGGGAACAAACUAAAGCUCUCUAUAGGAAUUAACACUGCUGUAACCAAUACUAAAAUAUUGCGUCUUUUACAAGAAAAUGUUGAUGUGAAAAUUGACGGACGAAGCAGUACUAGUAAGGAGAGAUACCAAGUUGAUGUGAAAGAAAAUACAAUCACAAUUUCAGCGCCUGAAUCAAGCGGGAUUUUCUAUGGAAUUCAGUCACUCUUGGCUGUUACAAAUGUUGAAAGAAAACAAGUUCUUAUGGUGAGCUUAUUUUGUCAUAUCGUAGUCUGAUGGUU